Messenger RNA from Poeciliopsis prolifica (blackstripe livebearer), 2165 nucleotides. Its product is annotated as calcipressin-1-like. NCBI's taxonomy places the organism in Eukaryota, Metazoa, Chordata, Actinopteri, Cyprinodontiformes, Poeciliidae. Gene Ontology annotation, molecular function: calcium-dependent protein serine/threonine phosphatase regulator activity; nucleic acid binding. Gene Ontology annotation, cellular component: nucleus; cytoplasm. The transcript is spliced from 5 exons. Gene Ontology annotation, biological process: calcium-mediated signaling. The record is from RefSeq and is a predicted model, not a curated record. Bases 151 to 807 code for a protein of 218 amino acids.
GGGAAAAACUGCAGAGGCGCGCCAUGUCCUUUAGCCUGUGAGCAGCUGUCAUGUCGGCAGACUCAGUGUUUCUGUGUGUCCAGUUAUAAUUCAGAGUUGAUUUUGGCCUAUCAGCUCUGAUUCAGCCUGACGCAGGAGAAGAGCCUGGCGAUGGAGCUGCAGCAGGCUGUGAACGGAGCAGAGGAGGAAGAGGAGGAAGUGGCUGUUGAUGUUCAGGUCACUGAUUUACUGAACGCGCUGAUCGCCUGGAAGGUCCCGGAUGAUCUGUUCACCGUCAGCAGCCUGAAGGCCAGCUUUGAGUCCCUGUUCCGUUCAUUUGACCCAGAAGUUCAGUUUCAGUAUUUCCGGUCGUUUCGACGGGUCAGGAUCAGCUUCAGAGACGCUCUGGCAGCAGCUGAGGCCAGGCUCAGGCUGCACAAGACGGACUUCAAUGGGAGAGAGAUGAGGCUGUACUUUCCUCAGUCUGUCCACAUUGGAAGUCCUCGUCUGGAGCCUCCAAAGCCGGAGAAGCAGUUCCUCAUCUCCCCUCCAGCCUCCCCACCAGUGGGCUGGGAACAGUCUCAUGAUGCCACGCCAGUCAUCAACUACGACCUGCUGUGUGCCAUUUCCACACUUGGACCAGGAGAGAAGUAUGAACUUCACACGGCCACGCCCACUACCCCCAGCGUGGUCGUCCAUGUGUGUGAGGAUGAGCAGGCUGACAGAGCGGCGGCUCCCGACAACGACCAGGAGGACAAGCCCUGUUCCCCCCGGCCAAAGAUCAUCCAGACUCGACGCCCCGACUACACCCCCAGGGUGGAGCAGUGAACUGUGACCGCAACAGAGUGCAAAGUUUCAUCAUGAAGUCAUUGGUCAAGAGCUGACCACGCUCUCACAAAGAUUCUUUGACAGUUUGGGGGAUUUAAGAGGGCCCUCUAGGGAGCGAAGGUGUCCUGGCGAGGGGCGUGUCUUCUAAGAUGGAGACAGAAAACUAGCUGCUGAUUGGACUCUUGUCCAAAACAUUAUGAGUGUCCUGUUAGAACCAAUUGAGCUUAGCCAAUCAGAUGAGACUUAGUGUUUGGGUUUGAGGGCUGAAGGAAAUGUUACCGCUGCAUCAUUGUAAAAUCUCCCUCACUUUGUCCUCAUCCAGUUUGCCUGAUUUUCCACCUUGGUGAAAUCCAGUGUUAAAUUAGGCUCAGCCCAAAUCAUAUAUCAUAUAUCCAUUCACUUUAUUGUAUGGCCGCUUUAAUUUCCAAUAUGAACAAAGAGUUGGUCAGGUGAUUGGAACUGAAGGAGUGUAUUCUUGCUGCUGAUAAACUCUUUUGUUCUGCUUUGCCAGAUGACUUUGCUACUGUUUCAUCUGAUGACUGAGCUUUACAUAUCUGCUCUGCUGAACCAAGCAGGCACCCAUACUGCCUGUGGCGGCAUUUCCUUCUGCAACAGAAAGCCAAGAGGGGGUGGCCUCUUUCCAGGUGGAUGUAUUUAGUGUUGGUAGGUUGGAAAAUCCAGGCUCCAGAAAGCUUGUUUUGUUUCUGCUGGGAUUUUGUGUGAGAUCAUCGUAUGAAUGUUUCCUGCAGUGUCACAUCAUGGCAAAAGUAUUCACAUCUUCUGACCUUUCAGCUUCUCUUCUUUUACUAAAAAUAAAAACAGGAGGGAGAACAAAGUAUGUUGUAGUUUGUUUUGAAAAGUUUUUUUCUGUUAUUAAUAAUACUGUGGUUGGACCCGGACAAAAUGUGGAGAAGCUCAGUGGGGUGUGAAUACUUUUAUGACUGUGUGUCCUGCUUUACCUGUCGACAUGUAACUGAAAGCACACGUUUGCACAACCCCGACUAAUUGUAGUCGGGGUGUGCAGACCUGACGUACUCGUGUUGUCUUCAGUGUUAGCAUUGCUUACAGACUGACCAUAAUAGCUCCUGAAAAUAUGUUUAUUAAUGAAAGAGAUCACACUCUGUAGGGAAUGUUAUUUUUUUGUUUAAAAAGUGACAGUGAUUGAUUAAUGCCUAUAUAAAUGCUGAUCACUUGACACAGUUGCAAGUUCCAGGAAGCUCUGGGUCAACGGCACUGUGAGAAACAUGUCUGCAUUUGAACUCUGCACAAGGCUCUGUGUUUUAGUCCUGAAACAUUUAUUUGAAUAAAUAUAACUUACUGUUUGUGGAACAACAAUAAAUAGAAGUUUGAGAAAAUUA